This is a messenger RNA of Mustela lutreola (European mink), 2792 nucleotides long. RefSeq names its product ubiquitin specific peptidase 30 (gene USP30). NCBI's taxonomy places the organism in Eukaryota, Metazoa, Chordata, Mammalia, Carnivora, Mustelidae. Bases 127 to 1680 code for a protein of 517 amino acids. Gene Ontology annotation, molecular function: cysteine-type endopeptidase activity; cysteine-type deubiquitinase activity. Gene Ontology annotation, biological process: protein deubiquitination. Gene Ontology annotation, cellular component: nucleus; cytosol. The record is from RefSeq and is a predicted model, not a curated record. The transcript has 13 exons.
CGUCCUACCUUCCCCAGAGGAGCUGGGACCACGGCUGCAGGUUCCGCCGCCUCGGGAACCUUCCGAGCCCUCGGUCCAGCGCGGUGGUAGUGGCGGGGGCGGCGGCGGGUCUCCCGCGCGGCCGCGAUGCUGAGCACCCGGGCUCAGGCGGCGAUGACCGCGGCGGACCGGGCCAUCCAGCGCUUCCUGCGGACCGGGGCGGCCGUCAGAUACAGAGUCAUGAAGAACUGGGGUGUUAUAGGUGGAAUUGCUGCUGCCCUUGCUGCAGGCAUCUAUGUGAUUUGGGGUCCUAUUACAGAAAGAAAGAAGCGUAGAAAAGGGCUGGUACCUGGCCUUGUCAACUUAGGGAACACCUGCUUCAUGAACUCCCUGCUGCAAGGCCUGUCUGCCUGCCCCGCUUUCAUCAAGUGGCUGGAAGAGUUUACCACCCAGUACACCCGGGAUCAGAAGGAGGCCCCUCCCCACCAGUAUUUAUCCUUAACGCUAUUGCACCUCCUCAAAGCUCUGUCCUGCCAAGAAGUCACCGACGAUGAGGUCUUAGAUGCAAGCUGCUUGUUGGAUGUCUUAAGAAUGUACAGAUGGCAGAUCUCUUCCUUUGAAGAACAGGAUGCCCACGAGUUAUUCCAUGUCAUUACCUCGUCCCUGGAAGACGAGCGGGACCGGCAGCCCCGGGUCACCCAUUUGUUUGAUGUGCAUUCCCUGGAGCAGCAGCCAGAAAUAACUCCUAAACAGAUAACCUGCCGCACAAGAGGCUCACCUCACCCCACGUCCAAUCACUGGAAAUCUCAGCAUCCUUUCCAUGGAAGGCUGACGAGCAACAUGGUCUGCAAACACUGUGAACACCAGAGUCCUGUUCGAUUUGAUACCUUCGACAGCCUUUCACUGAGUAUCCCAGCUGCCACGUGGGGGCAUCCACUGACCCUGGACCACUGCCUUCACCACUUUAUCUCCUCUGAAUCGGUGCGGGACGUCGUAUGUGACAAUUGUACGCAGAUCGAAGCCAAAGGCACGUUGAAUGGGGAGAAGGUGGAGCACCAGAGGACCACCUUUGUUAAACAACUGAAACUGGGCAAGCUGCCCCAGUGUCUGUGCAUCCACCUGCAGCGGCUGAGCUGGUCCAGCCAUGGCACACCCCUGAAGCGGCAAGAGCACGUGCAGUUCAACGAGUUCCUGAUGAUGGACAUCUACAAGUAUCACCUCCUUGGGCACAAACCCGGGCAGCCAAGCCCCAAGCCCAGUGAGGCCACGGGGCCUGCCCAGGACCUGCAGAACAGGCCGGUCGCCCCUGCCCCAGUUCUGAAUCAGCCUGCGGGCCCCAAACCACAAAUUUUUAUGAAUGGCGCCUGCUCCCCAUCUUUAUUGCCUCCCCUGCCAGCCCAGAUGCCCUUCCCGCUCCCGGUGGUUCCUGACUACAGCUCCUCCACAUACCUCUUCCGGCUGAUGGCAGUUGUGGUCCACCACGGAGACAUGCACUCGGGACACUUUGUGACUUACCGACGGUCCCCGCCAUCAGCCAAGAACCCUCUUUCAACCAGCAACCAGUGGCUGUGGAUCUCUGAUGACACGGUCCGCAAGGCCAGCCUACAGGAGGUCCUGUCCUCCAGCGCCUACCUGCUGUUCUACGAGCGCGUUCUUUCCAAGAUGCAGCACCAGGGCCGGGAGUACAGGGCAGAAGAAUGACUGCCCUACCUCAGAGCCGAUGGCAUUGUCCACGCCAGCCAGGAACCAGGCAAGAUCUGACUGUGUGUGUGUGCGCAGAUGGCCCCUGCCAGAGCCCUUCGCCUUCUGGGUGUUCUCAGAGCAGGCUCCAUAAAGGAGCUGCUGGCCCCAGUUCAAACCAAAUCCGGCCCCCUGAACAGCUUUGCAAGUGUGCACUGGGUGGUGUCCUCCCUGUGCUCCGACAGCAUUCACUCUGUCUACAACGUCUUUUUACUCAUCUGAUACAGGUAAUUAAAUGAAACCCGGUUCCGGAAGCCACCUUUUUUUUAUAUUCGGCUAUGUUAGGUGUUCUCAGAGGGGCAGUAACUUUCCCUAAUCCUCCAGUCGGUUUCAGCAUAGAUCUUUUAUUUUUAAUAAGCAGGCCCAUAAAAGGUUAAAUUAUUAAAGGCAACAAUUUAGAAGAAAAAGUGCCUUUCCCUUUCGAUUGCUUUUGUAGCACGUCCAUUCUGGAAAAUACACCUUGUCUGAGAGUCCUCGGAACAACUUUUGAAAAGCUCUGCUCCUUCCAAGUUUCUCUAUGGAGAGCAACAGGACAGCUAAAAGAUGCCUGAAGAACACCCGCCUUCUCUUUAUGUGGGUCUUUUCUAAUCUUUGGAUUUUUUCUAUGUCAUCAAAGUGCACCUGCCAAAUCUGGCCCAUCAGCUCUGAGCUGCUUGCUACUCGCUUCUGCUGUGAGCACACUGGCCGGAGGACGUGAUGAGGGUCCGUCAUCAGACUGAACAGUGGGCAGAGAGCUGUGUCUGCGCCAACCACUCUGGACAAAGCCUGUUUUUACACGAAGCCUCCCGGCACCGGCCAGAUGGACAGUUAUCUUGAAUUCUGUUGCCCCUGCAGCAUUCCCAAGGUUUGCAGGUGCCACUGGGGGCCAUGUGAGAGGACAGUCCUUGCCUGGGUUCGGGAGCUGGGGUGGGAAGGGCACGGACCACAGGGCUGCAGUUGGGCUUCCUUGUUUAGCAGAGGGAAGGCUUAAUGCUCAGCGAGCAUCCAAACCCCAGCCCUUUCCACAGAAGAAAAGAAAGUUAUCAAUUUGUAAAAAAACUAUCCUUGCCGCUGAUCAUCUAGUAUUGUCGUUU